AUGGUUGGAAAGAGUCAGAGGAAUGGCGUGUCCAGAGUAGCGAAAUUAUGGCCGAAUGCCAGGAUUCCAUAUGCGAUCUCGCCACAUUACACGUCGCACGAACGUGCUUUACUCGCUCGAGCUGUCAAACAGUACCAUGAGAAGACGUGUAUUCGAUUUGUGCCCCGGUCAAGCGGCGAGCCUGACUACCUUUUCAUAGGCAAAGUGGAUGGUUGCUUUUCCGAGGUCGGUCGGACGUCCGGUGUACAGGUACUGUCACUGGACAAUGGCUGUAUGGAAUACGCAACGAUCAUCCACGAAAUGAUGCACGUCGUCGGUUUCUAUCACGAACAUGAGCGCUGGGAUCGUGAUAACUUUAUCGACAUUAUAUGGCAGAAUAUCGAUAGAGGUGCUCUUGAUCAAUUUGGCAAGGUGGACCUGAGUAAAACGUCGUAUUACGGGCAACCGUACGAUUACAAAUCCAUACUACACUACGACAGUUUGGCCUUCAGUAAGAAUGGUUUCCCAACGAUGUUACCGAAGCAGAAGUCAGCUACAAUCGGUAAUGCCAAAGACUUCAGCGAUGUGGAUUUAGCGAAGAUCAAUCGAAUGUAUAGUUGCCCGGCAGAGACAAAACAACAAACAGCUCCUUUUGCCAGAGCACAACACAGUCCAAUUUACCAGGCGAUCAACAAGUACGACGAUCGACCGAAACUACCGUCCCAAUACUAUGAUGGAAUGCAAAAUUCCUAUUCAAGCAACAAACCACAACGGUGUGAGGAUAAAAUCACCGUAUGCUGGUGGACGGCAGAUCGAUGUCGAGCUCCAGCCAUUUAUGCCAUGAUGACUUCGCUUUGUCCGAAAACAUGCGGAUUAUGCUCUGAAAGGUGCCCUUGUCUUUCACUCAACACUAAGAAAGGAGACGUUAUUGCUGCUCUUAGAAGGAAGUCGAUAUACAAUAAGAAAACAGAUGGUACAGAAAGUUUGAUACCAAUCAAUGCCGUAAAGGAAGUGGACGUAAGCAGUUGA
This is a messenger RNA of Haemonchus placei, 1008 nucleotides long. The record is from the annotation of a GenBank genome assembly. Lineage: Eukaryota; Metazoa; Nematoda; Chromadorea; Rhabditida; Trichostrongylidae.